GACCACGCACAUCACUAACCGCCAGUCAGCUGUGGCUGCCUUUAAUUGGAAAAAAUGUCUUCAACAUUAAUUAAAUGUUUUAAUUUGGCAAAAACUGUGGGCACAGUUACUUUCAAGAGUUUGCUAACGACGUCUCAAAACCAAUUACCAGCAUGGAGACCGGCAGUAGUUGGAGGUGUCCUGAAAUGCGGCUUGCAUACGACGCAAUGCGCGCGACAGGAGCGCAAGGAACCACUCAUGGAGUUCUUUGACAAUCCAAAGCAUUGGAGCGAGAACGAAGUGAAAGUGGGACGUGCCUGGAAACUGGAUGAAUUGCGCAUCAAGUCCAAUAAGGAUCUGCAUCAGCUGUGGUACAUUCUGCUCAAGGAGCGUAACAUGCUGUACACAAUGGAGCACGAGUGCAACGACAAAAUGGAAAUCUUUCCCAAUCCCGAGCGCAUCGAUAAGGUCAAGAUAUCCAUGGAGAAUCUGGAGACAGUUGUCCGCGAGCGAAACAAAGCCUAUCAUUUGCUGGAAACUGGCGAAACGGGCGAACGUCCCCAAAAGCUGGUGCACAACGCCUUCGGCCUCCGCUGUACCUACAGAUCCUGUGAGCAUGUCCUGCCGCCCUUCAUGAACACCAAAUGGAUUAAGUCGCGUCAUCUCGGCUUCGGCGGACGCGCUGUUCACAAAUUUCUGCUGCAAUAUCGCGAGAAGCUUUACAAUGCCAAACGCAAAGCCAAAAAUCGCUCACGCAACGAGGUCAUGAUGAUCCUACGGCGUAAUCCCAAUUUCGACCUGGAGCUGUUGAAGCGCAAAUUCCCCGAUGUGGAGAUCGACAAGCUACGCCACAGCGAUAAGGCGCGCGGCCAUUUCGUGCCGAAAGUGGAUGGCUAAGGAUCAUUUAUUGUGCUGGUCCACCUACUGUUAAAAGUAAAAGUAACCUUAAUAUACAUUUUAA
Messenger RNA from Drosophila grimshawi, 940 nucleotides. It is a transcript of the gene mRpL47, whose product is annotated as 39S ribosomal protein L47, mitochondrial. Gene Ontology annotation, biological process: mitochondrial translation. NCBI's taxonomy places the organism in Eukaryota, Metazoa, Arthropoda, Insecta, Diptera, Drosophilidae. Gene Ontology annotation, cellular component: mitochondrial large ribosomal subunit; mitochondrial ribosome. The transcript is spliced from 3 exons. The coding region runs from base 55 to 876 and encodes 273 amino acids. The record is from RefSeq and is a predicted model, not a curated record. Gene Ontology annotation, molecular function: structural constituent of ribosome.